AACAAGUUUCUUGAGGUCAUAUUCAUGUUGUCUCUCAAUCUUCUCUAUCAGGCAUGGCUUCCACCAGCAGUUUCCUGUCUGAAGAUCAGUUACAGUGCUCCAUCUGUCUGGAUGUGUUCACUGAUCCAGUCUCUACUCCAUGUGGACACAACUUCUGCAUGAUCUGUAUCAAAGAGUGCUGGGACACCAGUUCAUACUGCCAGUGUCCAGUAUGUAAGGAGGAAUUUUCUCGAAGACCUAAAUUACGAGUAAAUACCUUCAUCUCUGGACUGGCUGCUCAGUUUAGGAAGCCAGUUCAGGUCAAAUCAAGCAGCACUGCAGGAGAACCUACCAAAUCUCUGGUGUUCUGUGAGGUCUGCAGUGAGAAGAAACGUGAAGCUCUGAAGUCCUGUCUGAUCUGUAUGGUCUCUUACUGUAAGACUCACCUGGAACCUCAUGAGAAAGUUUCUUUAUUGAAGAAACACAAACUAAUAGAUCCUGUGAAGAACCUGGAGGAUUACAUCUGUCAGAAACAUGAGAGACCUCUGGAGAUGUUCUGUAGAGACGACCAGACAUGUAUUUGUCAGUUCUGCACUAAAACAGACCACAAGAACCACAACACAGUUCCUGUAGAGGAGGAGAGUGCAGAGAAGAAGACUCAGCUGGGAGCAACGAAAGCAGGAGUUGAGAAGAUGAUCCAGGACCGACUGAAGAAGAUCAAAGAAAUCAAACAUUCUGUAGAACUUAAUAAAAAAAACACAGAGAAGGAGAAAGCUGACAGCACAAAGAUCCUCAGAGCUCUGAUACGCAGCAUUGAGAGAAACCAGGCUGAGAUGCUGAAGGUGAUGGAAGAAAAGCAGAGAGCAGCAGAGCGUCAGGCUGAAGAGUUCAUUAAACAUCUGGAGCAGGAAAUCACUGAGCUAAAGAGGAGAAACACUGAGCUGGAGCAGAUCUCCAACACUGAGGAUCAUCUCCACCUCCUACAGAUUUACCCGUCCCUGUGCAGACCUCCACCCACCAACAACUGGACUGAUGUCAGUAUUCAGUCUCAUCUGAAUGUGGAGACUCUUAGGAGAGCUCGGGAUCAGCUUCAGGAAUGUGUUGAUGAAGUAAUGAAGAGGAUUGUCGGAAUGGAACUGAAGAGAAUUCAACAAUAUGCAGUGAACAUGAUUCUGGAUCCUGAUACAGCUCAUCCUUACCUGAUCCUGUCUGAUGAUGGAAAACAAGUUACUGAUGGAGACACAGAACAGAAUCUUCCUGAUAAUCCAGAGAGAUUUGAUUACUGUGUCUGUGUGCUGGGAAAGGAGGGAUUCUCCUCUGGGAGAUUUUACUAUGAGGUUCAGGUUAAAGGAAAGACUGAGUGGACUUUAGGAGUGACCAGAGAGUCCAGUAACAGGAAGGGGAUGAUUAUACCAGGACCUGAUGAUGGAUAUUGGUCUGUGUGUUUGAGAAAUAAGACUGAAUAUAAGGCUCUGGAUUCUUCCUCUGUCCCCCUUUCAUUGAAACAUGCUCCUCAGAAGGUGGGGGUGUUUGUGGAUUAUGAGGAGAGUUUGGUCUCUUUCUAUGAUGUUGAGAAUGAGUCUCAUAUCUACUCUUUCACUGGUCAGUCUUUCACUGAGAAGCUCUAUCAAGUAUUCAGUCCUUAUGAAAAAUGUGAAGGUAAAAAUUCAGCACCACUGAUCAUCUGCCCUGUUAGUCAAAUUCAGUCUUAAUAAGUGAGUGCAAUGCAAUGUGCAACACCACUGUCUGAUUAAUAUUCUUCUACUUGUUUCUUCUUCUUCCUCUUAUUUGUAUUUUAUUUGUAAUGAAAAUUAAUUAUUUACAAAAUAAUAACAAUCAAAUAGAAAAAACCUACCAACUAACUGGAUCACCUUAGUAAUCACAUAGAAUACAAUGGCAACCAGCUAAUAACAGUAUUUCAACCAUGUGGCAUAUUAAAACAACCACUUAGCAACAACAGAGCACCCAACUAGUAACCUGAUUGAAGCCGCAUAGGAUGUUUUGGCCAUGACUUCGCAACACCCUAGCAAUGUUAAGGGAACAACCAGCAACUCCCUCCAACCAGAGCGGUAGAGAGAACAGAGUGGCGACACUCCCAUAGGGAACCGUUGUAACGGGGGCGGGACAUUUUUUUGUGCAGCUUCCGGGUUGUGGAGCUCUGAAAAGUUCCAAACAUCCCAUAGAGCCCCAUUCAUUUUCACUACUUAAUAAGCAUUUUCAGCUGUAUGUUGCUUUGUUUAAAACAAAAAAUAAUGAAUUUGAUGUCAUUAAUAUAUUUAAUCCUGUUAUUGUUUAGCAUUUGCACAGCACUAAAUGUUACAUGUUUAUCUUAAUUAAUAGGUAUAACUGAAUUUAGCUUAGUCAGUUAAGCUAAAUUAAAGCCACUAGAGCAGGGGUCACCAACACGGUGCCCGCGGGCACCUGGUCACCCGCAGGGACCACGUGAGUUGCCCGCAGGGCAUGUUCUAAACAGCACUAGUGACUAUGGAGCGCCGUCUAAAAAUUUUAUUUGUGUUGCUGUUCUUUUUGAAUUAAUAACACUUGCAUUGAUGUAGAUUUGAAAAUGACAAUACUGAAUAUAACAUUUAAAAAACAAAACUGUUUGAUGUUUAUGUGAGCUCUGAUCUUGUCUGGGUGCGGAGUUUUUAAACGUGCGCAUAACGCUGAGACAAGCGAGCGAGCGCAGCUACGAUACGGAGCGAGAUGCGGGUUUUACCAUGAAAACAUAAUAAUAAAAAAACACAAAAAAAGCGAAAAAAAACUUCAUAUUUUCACAAUGAUUGGGAGAAAUGUGGAGAGACACUUUAGUAAGUGUUACAAAAACUUCACUGUACAUCGCAGAUUUUUUUUAAAAUCGUACAUAACUGAUAAUAAACAUGAUUUGUUCUAAAAUGUUGUAAAGGUAGUGAUAAGUAUAAACAGGACAGUAUUUGAAAGUUAGUUUAAUAUUCAACAUUCGUUUGACAUUCGAUCAUUUCGAUCUUUAUAAAUGGUUGAAAAAACACCUAACACUCACUUUAUUUAUGAUUUCUUACACAGAUAAAAGUAGGCAACAUACUACAAAAACUAUUUUAUGGUAAUUUUAAGAUGACAUGUAUUUAUUUACAUAAAGGUUAUAAUGAAAGCGUUUAUCAAGCUCCCACUUCAGCUAACGAGUUAAGGACCGUCAUAAAACUAACAGAAAAACAUAGGAGACGUUUACUCUGCACUUAUUACAGACAAAUAAAUCCAUUAAAGUCUUGUAAUGAUUUGAUGGAUUAAUGUCAAACUAUUUUUAUACAAACACAUUAAAUACU
Trichomycterus rosablanca is the source of this 3275-nucleotide messenger RNA. Its product is annotated as E3 ubiquitin-protein ligase TRIM39-like. Lineage: Eukaryota; Metazoa; Chordata; Actinopteri; Siluriformes; Trichomycteridae. The record is from RefSeq and is a predicted model, not a curated record. Gene Ontology annotation, molecular function: zinc ion binding; protein binding. The transcript has 6 exons. Bases 54 to 1691 code for a protein of 545 amino acids.